AUGGACGGCGCAGUAGCUUGGGCUGUGAUGGUAUCGGCACUGACAGUGAUAGUGUCGUGCCACAAAGUCUGUUUCAUCGGAUCGGAGUACAACCCACAAUCUGGAAUCCCACCCCGUUGGUUCUUACCGUACAAAGAUCCGUGCGAAUGCACCGCUAUACGUCUCGGUGGGACGCGCAUAUCUGCUUCGUCGUACCGCAAGUGGGCGCCCUUCUACCUGGACGAGCUUUUCCUGAGCGAGGAUUCUUACGAAAUCCAAACCUACUUCAGCUGCAGUCGCGCGACAAAAGUUCCCAUAGGUAGGCCAAAAACGUAUAGCCUUGAGUGUUCAAGCCCAGAGCCCCUCGGUCUUGAAGACGGUACCAUCACUGAUGACCGCAUGACAGCGUCAGAUCAUAACCAAAACUGGCCUGCCAGUAAGGGACGGCUGAACUAUAACGGUGGAUGGGCAGCAAGAAGCCUUAUCGAUCCAUGGAUAGAGGUGGAUCUCAUCGAGGCUUCAUUGAUAGCUGGCGUCAUCACACAAGGCGACGGUGAUUGGUAUGUGACGCAGUACAAGGUGGCUUACAAGAACCAGCCUUCAUCACACUUUGAACACGUUACAGAUGGAAGCGGAAACAUCACGAUUUUCAUCGGUAAUACUGAUGGCAACACUCCGGUCACUAACCUGUUUUAUGAGAGUGCGGUGGCCACUGUAAUGCGUAUUGAGCCAACUAAAUGGAGUACCGGUGUGGGACUGCGAUUGGAAUUACUUGGAUGUAACCGAGAUUAA
Molecule: messenger RNA, 771 nt
Organism: Patiria miniata (bat star)
Lineage: Eukaryota; Metazoa; Echinodermata; Asteroidea; Valvatida; Asterinidae
Product: retinoschisin-like
Exons: 5
Coding region: 1-771 (256 amino acids)
Source: RefSeq, a predicted model, not a curated record